Angiostrongylus costaricensis is the source of this 672-nucleotide messenger RNA. NCBI's taxonomy places the organism in Eukaryota, Metazoa, Nematoda, Chromadorea, Rhabditida, Metastrongylidae. The record is from the annotation of a GenBank genome assembly.
AUGGGUGAAGGUCCCCAAGCUGCUCAGUUGGUCGCUCUGAAAGUUAUGCGACUUGCACGACCGAAGUUUUCUGAGAUCUCGUCGUUCCCUAUGGAUCCUGUCGAUCCAACAGGGUUUCCUCGAAAGAUUGAAGCUGCACUUUGCAAACGUGACGGAGAGAAGAGGCACGACGUACCUAUCGGUGAAUAUUUGAUGGCACCACAAAUGUUCGAAAAUAUAUACCUUGGUGAGACGUUCACCUUUUACGUUAAUUGUGUCAAUGAAAGUGAUCAAAAAGUAACCGACGUAUCAGUGAAGUGUGAUUUACAAACGAACAGUCAAAGGGUGACAUUACCGUCCAACAUUCACGAUGCAGUAUUGGAAGCCAGAACGUGUUCGGGUCAGGUUAUCAGUCAUGAAGUAAAGGAAAUUGGCCAACAUAUUUUAAUUUGCUCUGUUAACUAUAAAACAUUAUCCGAUGAGAAAAUGUACUUUCGGAAGUUCUUCAAGUUUCCGGUGGGGAAGCCUUUUGACGUGAAGACAAAGUUCUAUAACGCUGAGAAUAGUGACGUGUUCUUAGAAGCCCAAAUUGAGAACACUGCUACAGUAGCCAUGGUUCUCGAACGUGUUGAACUCGAACCGAGUUCCAGUUAUUCUGUCGCCAACAUAUCGUCAUGGUUUGUUUCAACCUGA